CAUCUGGAGAGGCUGUCAGAAAAAUCAUGUUAGCCGCCUCAUGACUGGGGAUGACGAAGAUAAACAAAGAAACUGGUCGAGCUGAAUACGCCUUCUUUAACAUACAACUAUUCGACAGUGCCUACUUCGGAGAUAUUGGUUGGAAGAGAGGAGAGGGUGGCGAUGGAAGAGACGAGGACGCGAAAGAAGCUUAUCGUUCCCUGAUGACUUUGACUUUGAGAAAGCCUGAUACGAAAGAAUAUCACGCAUUUGCUAGAGAUGUGAAACAGCGAGCUCUGGAUGAUUACAAUUUCGACUACGACAAAGCAAAUGAAUCCGUGAACAGUUUUGUUGGUGCUUUCCACGAUGCUGUUAUAUUGUAUGCUUUGGCACUCAAUGAGACCCUGGAAGAAGGCGGCACCCCACGUGAUGGCCAUACAAUCACACACAAAAUGUGGGGUAGAACUUUCAAAGGUAUCAGCGGCGAUGUGCGCAUAGACGAAAAUGGAGAUCGAGACGCGGAUUAUUCUUUACUGGAGAUGACGGACAUAGUCAAUGGAACAUUCUCAGUUAUUGCAAAUUAUUACGGGAUCAAAAAGGAGUAUGAAGAAGUUGCCGGAAUUAAAAUCGACUGGCCUGGUUCGGAGCGACCGAGCGAUGUACCUGUGUGCGGUUUUGAAGGGGAGCUGUGCGUUGAAAAGGAACCAUUGUCCAUGGCAGUCAUUCUUGCAAUCGCAUUUGCCAGCGUCAUAGCUGUAUUCGCUGUGGUAUCUUUUUUGCUAUACAGGAAAUACAGAUUGGAGGCAGAAUUGGCGGAUAUGACGUGGAAGAUACGAUGGGAAGAGAUUACUUUCAGCAGAGGUGGACGGAAGAAGGGCCUAGGGGGAAGUCAAACUAGUCUUAAUUCAAGGAUGAGUAAUCAUUCUCAGCAGUCCGUAUGGGACGCCAACCAACAAAUAUUCACCAUCACGGGAAUGUUUAGGAACAGUGUGGUUGCCAUCAAAAGAAUCAACAAAAGGAGGAUAGAGAUAACAAGAAAUAUUCAGAAGGAAUUCAAACACAUGAGGGAUAUACAACAUGACCACGUGACUCGUUUCAUAGGUGCCUGCAUAGACCCACCGAACAUCUGCGUCAUCACGGAGUACUGUCCUAAAGGCAGUCUGCAGGACAUUCUGGAAAAUGACUCCAUCAAACUGGACUGGAUGUUCCGAUACUCACUUGCCUACGACAUUGUUAAAGGCAUGCAUUACAUACACAGUAGCGUCAUCAAUUCCCAUGGCAACCUGAAAUCAACCAACUGUGUUGUUGACAGUAGGUUUGUGUUAAAAGUUACCGAUUUCGGAAUGAACCAGUUUAAACUUGGAGACGAAGACAAGGAUCUAGAAUUUGAAACUCACCAGUAUUACCAGCGAUUGCUGUGGACGGCACCGGAGUUACUCCGAAUGACGGAGGCGCCACUUGGUGGAACGCAGAAAGGAGAUGUUUAUAGUUUUGGAAUUAUAUUACAAGAAGUGGUUCAUCGAUGCGGUCCAUUCUACGUAUCUCACAUGGAUCUAUCACCAAAAGAAAUUGUACAGAAGGUCAGAGCAAGUAACAAACCGUAUUUCAGACCAAGUGUAGAUAAAGCCACGUGUCCGGAAGAACUUUAUCCAGUGAUGGAGAAAUGCUGGGCACAGGACCCGGCUGAGAGACCAGACUUCAGUUCCCUCAGAACAACGAUGAGGAAGCUAAAUAAUCGAAGUGCCACUGGCAACAUUCUGGACAAUUUACUACAACGUAUGGAACAAUAUGCAAAUAAUCUUGAAAGCUUAGUGGAGGAGAGAACCGAAGCUUUCUACGAAGAGAAGAGAAGAGCGGAAGAGUUAUUGUAUCAAGUCUUGCCAAAACCCGUUGCUGAUAAGCUGAAACGAGGCGAAGCCGUACAAGCGGAGGCAUUCGACAGCGUUACUAUAUUCUUCAGCGAUAUCGUUGGAUUUACAGCCCUUUCCGCUUCCAGUACUCCCAUGGAGGUCAUCGCUUUACUUAAUGACCUUUACACGUGUUUUGAUGCAAUUAUUGAUAAUUUCCACGUUUACAAGGUGGAAACCAUCGGCGAUGCGUACAUGGUGGUGUCAGGUCUACCCAUUCGUAACGGCGACUAUCACGCCAGAGAGAUCGGCAGAAUGGCACUAGCUUUACUCGUAGCUGUUACAACAUUCAAAAUAAGACACAAACCUGGCGAGAAGUUAAAAUUACGCAUAGGAGUACAUUCAGGUAUGGUAUGCGCUGGUGUUGUAGGUCUUAAGAUGCCCCGAUACUGUCUUUUUGGUGACACGGUGAACACAGCUUCCAGGAUGGAAUCGAACGGAUUACCGCUCAAAAUCCACGUCAGCAAAGAAACUAAUGCAAUCCUUGAAACGUUCGGAACAUUUCAGCUCAAAUGUCGAGGCGAAGUGGAAAUGAAGGGCAAGGGCAAGCAGCUGACAUAUUGGUUGGAGGGUGAGGAUCCGAUAGAACCUAAGGGGACGCACAAAUCUAACGGAUUCGGGCCACCUAACUCGGUCAAGGGUGGAAGGAACUUUGUUUAUGCGUAAUAGGCUUAUUGACGUCACAGACCUCAGUAGUAAGUCUGACGAUGAGACAUCUCGAGAACAAACCCCCAUCCUAUAGGAAUCUAAUAUUUACAUAUAAAUGGCUGAUCGAUUUUGAAAUUAUUAUCAAGAGCAACGUGAAACGUGGAAUGUAUACCAUUUCUGUUUUUGAUUUUCGGAGUGCAAAUCUGAUGGAAUUGUUGUGAUGCGAGAUGUGACGUGAUGACGAGGCCACCUUUGACUACGGACAACGAUAUACGGCCACAUUUCACUUGGUAUUGUCGCCGUGUCAUGAUAUUGCGGAACCUCUUGCGCACGUGGCUUAAAAGUGACCACGCGUUAUAAUUCAUUUCACUUUUACCCAUGCC
This is a messenger RNA of Saccoglossus kowalevskii, 2917 nucleotides long. RefSeq names its product atrial natriuretic peptide receptor 1-like. Lineage: Eukaryota; Metazoa; Hemichordata; Enteropneusta; Harrimaniidae. Gene Ontology annotation, molecular function: ATP binding; peptide hormone binding; adenylate cyclase activity. The record is from RefSeq and is a predicted model, not a curated record. Gene Ontology annotation, biological process: protein phosphorylation; receptor guanylyl cyclase signaling pathway; cGMP biosynthetic process. Gene Ontology annotation, cellular component: plasma membrane.